UAAAUUUUGUGUUGUAGCUCUUGGAUUGUGAGAUGCUAUGGUGUUUGUGUGCACAAAUAGCUUAUGUGUUUUUCACAUAUUGAGAAGAAACUAUGCAAACUAGACGUCACAACAGGCUGGAAAUUCAACAAGAUGAUGAUGAAGAAGUGCGACAUUAUAUUGAGCAAUUGAUGGAUAAUCAAAACCACUCUGCAACCCAACCUUAUAUUGAGCAGUUGAUGGAUAAUCGAAACAACUCUGAGGCCCAAUCACAUGAUGGUCAAUCUAAUGAGUUGAAUAGUUGUGUUGGUGGCGCUGAGGCUCAACAUAAUGAUGAAUUAGGUACUUCGGGGGCAAGAAAGGUUCGUGGCCCUACUUUACUGAAAGAUAUUUGGAAACUUCCUGUGGGGAAGACAGUUGAUGUGUCAUUUAAUAGUCGUAACCAAGCUGUUGGGAAAGAGGGUCGAAAGCUUGCUAGCUUUCUAGGAAUUAUUGCGAGGACUCCAGAACUAACACCUCUACACAUAGAUGAUUGGAGAAACUUUGGCGACGAGGAAAAGAAGAGAUUGGUGAAUUUAGUGAGGAAACCUGUUAUACAUCAUGUUAUCUUCUAA
Lycium barbarum (goji berry) is the source of this 593-nucleotide messenger RNA. RefSeq lists its product as uncharacterized. The record is from RefSeq and is a predicted model, not a curated record. The coding region runs from base 93 to 593 and encodes 166 amino acids. Lineage: Eukaryota; Viridiplantae; Streptophyta; Magnoliopsida; Solanales; Solanaceae. The transcript is spliced from 3 exons.